Messenger RNA from Caenorhabditis remanei, 954 nucleotides. RefSeq lists its product as uncharacterized. Gene Ontology annotation, biological process: innate immune response. The transcript is spliced from 3 exons. NCBI's taxonomy places the organism in Eukaryota, Metazoa, Nematoda, Chromadorea, Rhabditida, Rhabditidae. The record is from RefSeq and is a predicted model, not a curated record. Gene Ontology annotation, molecular function: protein binding. Bases 1 to 954 code for a protein of 317 amino acids.
AUGUCACCGUCUUUUCUGGAAAUUCCUGAUGUUCCAAUGGAAAUGAUAAUGAAUAAUUUGGAUUAUUUUGCAGUCCAAUCAGUUCGCAAAACUUGUUGGGACCUCCGGAACUUUAUCGAUGACAAGAAACCGGAUACCUGCAUGAAACGAAUUGAUUUUGUUGAAACGUCCGAUACAUCAGUCAGACUGCACAUCUGUCCCUCUUCCUUCAGUCCAGAAGACUCAUAUAUUGAUUUAAGAUAUGAAAAACUGGAAAACGGAUGCAAAAUUUGGGUUAUAACAGGUGACAGUGACGAAUGGAAAACUAAAAUUGUGGAAAACUUGAACUUUCUGGAUGCUGCUCUUUAUGAUUUCAAAGUUGCCCUCAACACUCAAAAGUCAAUAUUCGAAAAGAUCACUGUGAGCGGAGAGAUCUUUUUUGAAAAAUUCGAAGAAAUUAUGAAGUCACAGAAAGCGUUUGCAACGGAAUCAAUCGAAAUCCAUGUCAAUUCUCUGGAACACGCCCGUCAAAUUCUACAGAAUACGGACCCAAAAUAUCUCAAGGAAAUCAACAUCCGUCCGCAGGAGCCCACUAACAUUAUUGAGUAUGCGGAGUUGAAAUCGUCGAAAAACAUUCAUAACUUCUCUCAUUUUGCUACGACCUCCAUUCAGUUGAGUAAUCUAGACGUGGAGACGUUACGAGCAAUAAAAGAGAACUUUCUCCGAUUGCGUGACUACGAUAAACUCUUGUACGUGUACAAUGUUGAUGCUGCCCAAGAAAACUUGUCCAUCGAAGCUUUCGGGGCAGGUUUCCAGAAGUCCUCCUGGCCGCCUGAAGAGACUGAGCAAAAUUGGUUUUUCAAUGUUCCUGGCAAUAAUGAAAGAGUCUUGAAGGUGUAUAACAAAAAUAUAUGUUUUCAGUUCCACUUUGUGGACAAAUGUGAGGUUCCAGAGGGUUAUGUGAUCCUCGAUUGA